UCAAGGCCAGGGAUGGAACCCACAUCCUCAUGGAUACUCGCUGGGUUUGUUCCCGCUGAGCCAUGACAGGAACUCCCAUAACGUUGUUUCUGUAGUGAAGAGUUCACAGGGAAAAGACUGUCCUAGGAAAAGUGGUUUUAAAAAAGUGCGAUGCCAGAUGGAGUAGCUUGGCCUUGGCCAAAAAUUAUUUAUUGACCUGAAACGGGAAGAAUAGCAGAGUACUUCCCUGUCAUCUUUUAUGUUGUCGGACUCAUCACGAGCAAUGCCCACUCCCUUCCCUCCCUGGUGUCCCCCGUUCCCACUUCCCCUUCUCCCCUGUUAUCUAACCUGUGCUGACAGGCUCCCAAGGGCUGCUCCACAGUCUAAGUGGAAGCUCAGCCCUCCCUGUACAUCCAGGCUGUGGCGUGGCGGGCAUGUAUCAGUCUGGGACGUGGGAGAAAUGCCAGAAGCCAAGGCUAUUGCCCUCUGCCCCACACCCAGCGGGUGAUAAAGCUGGGGUCAAGGGCAUGGCCCCAAAGCAUCACUGGCAGCCUCUGGCAGACAGAAAAGGCAGCGCUGGAGGAGAAAACUCACCACUGGUUGGAUUGGGGAGCUGGUCCGACCGAUGAGUAAACUGGAGGAAGAUACGGAGCUGGGAGCCACCCCACAGGGACCGGUGGCGGACAGGUGCCAGCUGCUCCCCCAGGUGAGCCCCUCCCCCUCUGCCCCCCGCAUUUCCAGACCCUAGAGGCAUGCCAUCUGGCUCCCCAGUCCUCACCUCCCCAGGGACGCAGAGGUGCAGUCUGGGGAGCAGACAGGUUUGAAGAGGGCGUGUGAACCAGUUUCCCAUCCUGGUCUGGGAGGUAUUUAUAGAGGGACCGGUGGCCUGGGACUAGAAGCCUCCUGGUGACUAAGGAGGGGGACAGUGCUGCUGGCCCCGCUGAGGGAAUUCCCUGUGGGGCUGCCCCGCAGGUUCUCGUCCCCACCCCUCCCCCGCACGGCUCUCACACCUGCUUCGACCCCAAGCAGAUCAGAUGUGGCAAUGGGGGGGUCAUGUGACGGCGAGAUGGCUAUAAAUAGCUGGGGGUGGGCAUGCUGCCCCAGACGCCUUGGGGACAGGCAGGAGGACCGGCCUAAGGAGCUGUACUGCGGGGAGGGCGGGGGCCAGCAGGCCGAGGCCUGGCCGGGGAGGGAGCAUGGAGCCCUCUGAGUCCCAGCGGCGUGGGCGCGAGCAAAGCUGGUGGGGCAGUGCCCCCCAGUACCAGUACAUGCCCUUUGAACACUGCACCAGCUACGGACUGCCCUCUGAGAACGGGGGCCUUCAGCACAGGCUCCGGAGGGAUGCGGGACCCCGACCCAGUGCCCACCCCACACAGAUUUAUGGCCAUCACAAAGAGCAGUUCUCAGACAAGGAGCCAGACAUGGGGAUGCCCGAGAAGAUGGGCUCCAGUUCUUCCGUGGACAGCAAGGAUGAGGACCGCUAUUCUAAAUGUCAAGGUUGUAUCCACCGAAUGGGACUUGUAGUGAGAAGAAAAUUAGGGGAAGACUGGAUCUUUUUGGUGCUCCUGGGGCUACUAAUGGCUCUGGUCAGCUGGUGCAUGGAUUAUGUCAGUGCCAAAAGCCUUCAGGCCUACAAGUGGACCUACUACCAGAUGCAGCCCAACCUGCCUCUGCAGUUCCUGGUCUGGGUCACCUUCCCCCUCGUCCUCAUCCUCUUCAGCGCCCUCUUCUGCCACCUCAUCUCCCCUCAGGCUGUCGGCUCUGGAAUCCCUGAAAUGAAGACCAUACUUCGCGGGGUUGUCCUGAAGGAAUACCUCACCCUCAAGGCCUUUGUGGCCAAGGUUGUGGCCCUGACCGCGGGGCUGGGCAGUGGCAUCCCCGUGGGGAAGGAGGGCCCUUUUGUCCACAUUGCCAGCAUCUGCGCUGCUGUCCUCAGCAAGUUCAUGUCGGUUUUCUGUGGGGUGUAUGAGCAGCCAUACUAUUACACUGACAUGCUGACGGUGGGCUGUGCCGUAGGAGUCGGCUGUUGUUUUGGGACACCACUUGGAGGAGUGCUGUUUAGCAUCGAGGUCACCUCUACCUACUUUGCCGUAAGGAACUACUGGCGAGGAUUCUUUGCGGCCACCUUCAGUGCCUUCGUUUUCCGAGUGCUAGCCGUGUGGAACAAGGAUGCAGUCACCAUCACGGCUCUCUUCAGAACCAACUUCCGAAUGGAUUUCCCCUUUGACCUGCAGGAGCUCCCAGCCUUUGCAGUCAUCGGGAUUUGCUGUGGUUUCCUGGGAGCUGUGUUUGUCUACCUGCAUCGCCAGGUCAUGCUCGGUGUCCGAAAGCACAAGGGCCUCAGCCAGUUUCUGGCUAAGCACCGCCUGCUCUAUCCUGGAAUCGUGACCUUUGUCAUUGCCUCAUUCACCUUCCCACCGGGAAUAGGUCAAUUCAUGGCUGGAGAGUUGAUGCCUCGUGAAGCCAUCAGUACCCUGUUUGACAACCAUACGUGGGUAAAACAUGUGGGGGACCCCGAGAGCCUGGGCCGGUCGGCUGUGUGGAUCCACCCAAAAGUCAACGUGGUCGUGGUCAUCCUCCUCUUCUUCAUCAUGAAGUUCUGGAUGUCCAUCGUGGCUACCACUAUGCCCAUACCCUGCGGAGGCUUCAUGCCUGUGUUUGUGCUCGGAGCUGCGUUCGGAAGGCUGGUGGGAGAGAUCAUGGCCAUGCUCUUCCCGGACGGCAUUUUAUUUGAUGACAUCAUCUACAAGAUCCUACCUGGGGGCUAUGCAGUCAUUGAUUCCAUGAUCCUGCUGGGCUCCGUGGAGCGGUCAGAACUGCAGUCCCUCUUGCAGCGCCACCUGUGCCCUGAGCGGAGGCUGCGGGCGGCCCAGGACAUGGCCAGGAAGUUGUCUGAGCUGCCCUUCGAUGGCAAGGCUGGGGUGGGGCGCCGUGGCGUCUGGCCGCAGGGGCGCCCUGAGUCCUUCGCCUUUGUGGAUGAGGACGAGGAUGAGGAUGUCUGCGGGAAGCCCGAGCCCUCUCCUUUGACUCCUCCUCUUCCCUUUUCCACUGCUCCACUGCACCCUGAAGAGCCCAAUGGGCCCCUGCCCAGCCCCAAGCAGCAGCCGGAAGCACCAGAGCCUGCAGGUCAAAGACCCUCUGUCUUUCGGACCCUGCUGCGCUGCUUGCUGGGCAGAGCUCGUCCCACAAAGAAAAAACCCACCCAGGAGCCAGUGGAUUUAGUGGAUAACAUGUCCCCUGAAGACAUUGAGGCCUGGGAGCGGGAGCAGCUGAGCCAACCUGUGUGUUUUGACUGCUGUUGUAUCGACCAGUCCCCCUUCCAGCUGGUGGAGCAGACGUCUCUGCACAAGACUCACACCCUGUUCUCGCUCUUGGGCCUCCACCUUGCUUAUGUGACCAGCAUGGGGAAGCUCAGGGGUGUGCUGGCCUUGGAGGAGCUCCAGAAGGCCAUCGAGGGGCACACAAAGUCCGGGGUGCAACUCCGCCCACCCCUUGCCAGCUUCCGGAGUACCACUUCGACUCGAAAGACUCCUGGGGGCCCGCUCCCUCCUGCAGAGGCUUGGACCAUGCCUGAUGAUGGAACGGGGGCCACUAGUGCAGGGGAUGCAGCUCCUGACUCCCCAGAGACCCCUGUGCCAUCCCCAUCCCCAGAGCCCCCUCUCUCCCGGGCUCCGGCCAAGGCAGAGAGCGAGCUGGAGGAGCUGGAGCUGGCGGAGAGUCCGGGGCCGGAAGAGGAGCUGGCUGACAUCUUGCAGGGCCCCAGUCUGCGUCUCACCGACGAGGAGGAUGAGGACGAACUGAUCCUUUGAUCAUCGCCUGGCCCUCCUCAUCGAUGGUCCAGAGACCCAGGCUAGAGGGUGGGCCUGUGGGGGAGAGGGUAUUUCCUAAAGUGGGAGAGAUCGCACCCCCCAAUAGCCAGCCCCUCCCAGGAAUUAAGAAACGUGAUAGUGAUAACAUUGGAGCAGGAGCCAGAGUUUAGGCAGGGAGUAGCCUCGGUCAAUUAUUUGGGCCAUGUCCCCCCACCCUCAGACAGGUGGUUGUUCUACGCGCUGGGAAGGGCCCUUGAUAUUCCAGGGGCUUCCUGAGUCUGCCUGUGCGUGGGUGGGGAGCACCUGCCUCUCUCUGGCUCCCCUAGUCAGCCCUCAGUCUCCCUGCGUUCUUGUCCCAGUACCCUCCUGGCCUUGCCCAUCAGUCUCUCCAGAGGGUAGGUGAAGGGAGGCCCAGGAUGACUGGGGCCCCGCCAGGGCCAUGUUGGAGGAAGAGAUGGGACCACCUCCUGGCCUCAGGGACUGACGGCCCCAGGGUAUACUCACAAAGCGCCCACAGUCCCUUCUCUCGGGGCCCCCACCCCGUCCUCCACUCGCCCACAGCCACUCCCGAACACUGCCUCCCGACACCAUCCUGGCUCCCACUGCCUGUCCGCAGACAAGGCCAUUACUAGCAAGGCCGGAGGCCAGUCCCAUUUCCUUCUGCUUGGUCCUCCAGUCAAGCAGGGAAAGUUGGGUAAAGAGACCACUGGGGAGAAGAGCCUGGGAGUGGAGUGGGCACUUGUGGGCAGGCAGGCCUCCGGCUCCAGUGGAUUCACUUAACUCCUGGCAGAAGUUCCUCCAUCUCACAUCACCGCCUCCUUGCCCUCCAGUUUCCAGGUCACUCCCUCUCCUACUGCAGUCUGUCCUGACCAAGGGUCAGCUCUUGACCUUGAGCUGUUCUAGCUGGGGCUUCUCCAGCCGGGAACCAGGACCCAGGGCAGCUGGGCCACUAGUUCACCCAGGAACACACAAGCCCUUCGUAGGGACUUUGUGUUCCUCCUCUGGGGUUCACUGCCAAGACGGGAGACCCAUUCAAUCUUCCCACACCGGGGAAGUCAGAUCCUUAUCCUUCCCAAGCCAGUGACAGGGGGUCUGCUAUUGCCCUGCCUUUCCCAGGAGCCAUUUCUGAGCAGCCAGGACCCCCUGCUCCCACACCCAAGGCUUUUGUCCCUCCCUCCCUCCCUCUGUGCCUGGUUUCGUUCUGCAGGGGUGCUUCCUUCCCAGGCAGCCUCAUCCUCCCCACCCUGUGCCCAGUCUCCGUCAUCCCCCCAAUAAGACACUCAUAGCCGCUGAAGGUGCCACCACAUUCUGUUUAGUGCCAUCAAACACAGCCUGGAGCCCUCUCCAGCAGUACCUCCCUUCUGCCUCCCCAGGCCAAGAGAGAGGCUGCAGCCUGGGGAGGGAGACUGGCAGUGGACCUCGGAGCCCGUGCCCAUGUGUAUAUAAUCUAUAGUAUUUAUAUAUGUUAUUUAUAUAUCAUUCUCUCUGUAAUAUAUGUCAUAGAAUCUCUCUUGGGCCUGGGGUGGAAAUUUCCCAUUAAGAAAACAUGCUAAGACUGGCCGUAAAAAUGAAUGUUCCCCAGACCUGGAAGACGGAGUAGGAGACGCACAGGUGGGGGCAAGGAGGGGUGGCAAACUCAUUGGCCAAGGUCCCCUCCUCAACAGGAGGAUGAGAAAAGGAAGGGGUGGGGGGGCAGUGGGAGGCGGACGAUUCGGAUUUUCCUUGAAUAAACUGAAUUGAAAACGAAAGUGCACCCCACCCCCCCCCCAACCA
Sus scrofa (pig) is the source of this 5561-nucleotide messenger RNA. Lineage: Eukaryota; Metazoa; Chordata; Mammalia; Artiodactyla; Suidae. The record is from RefSeq and is a predicted model, not a curated record.